UUCAACAAUAAUAAUCAUGGCGGACCGUCCGAAAAGUAGUGAUAACGAGCGCGGCGGAAGUGAAAUUAAUUCUAAUAAUAAUAGUAAUUAUGAAAAUACUGAAGAUGUGGAUCCGGCAAUGAACAACUCUGCUUCAGGAACUCACACUGCGCGAAAUUCAUCACAUUCAAAUUCAUCACCGCAUAACUCAGGUACAAGUUCAGGAGCAUCUAGUAAACGCAAAGAAAACAACCCUUAUUCCUUCAAACACUUCUUAACCGGAGGCAAGCAAAACGUUGGAACUUCCCACCCACACCACACUGUCAGUCGCAGUAACGAGUCUGACGAGAAUAACACCAUGGAUCCCUCCAUCGCCUCAUCUUGCUCAAGAACAAAUCGAAACUUAAUCUUAAACAAUCCAGAUCUUGCCUCAGGACUUCCAGAUUUUGUCCAGGAUCAUCUUAUAAUGGAGCAAUGCUUUUUGGAGUCGAGCUCUAAUAAUGCGUCAAACCCAUCCUUCAACUUAGAAAAUAGUCACAUAUAUCACAUAGAGAAUGCCAUUUUAAAUUCCUCUUGUGAAGAAUCACCAAAUACACUUAGGUCAGCUAAUGCUAAUGACAUUCCGUUUGAUUUGACAAGCACAAUGCCUAGUGAAAAACAAGAAGAAUCUCCAAUACCUACGCCUUUAGACUUGCCAACCUAUCAUGCAUCAAAUUCAAGACCUGGUAGACCGCGAGACCCACCUUUAGAUUUGCCUUCAUCCAGCAUGGCUGGCCCAGGCAGUGCAAACUCCUCUGAAGUUGGAGCCUCAAAGAGCCUGCCAGAUUUUCUGUCAGACGGCCCCAUUCACCAAAGGAGAACUGAUGAUUCAGCGGACAGCGAUCGAUCAACUUUACCCUACUCACCACGCGAAUCAUCCGUUGAAAUCCAAGUGUUGCAAACAGAAAAUUUGCGGCUUCGGAGAGAAGUGGAAUGGCUUUCUUCAGUAAUCAAAGAAUCAAAUGAUAGGUUAGAAAGGAGAGAAAGAAGGCAUCAAGUAACUACUAAUAAUCUAGAAAAAGAAUUAGAUUCCACCCGAGAGAAUUUAAGGAGGACAAUGGAAAGAGCAAUUGCUGCUGAGGCAACAGUUUGUCAAUUACAACAGGAGGUGAAAUCCUCAAAGGUACAUAAACUGCAGCGGGCGGAAGAAAAUAGUUCUAACUGUAGUAAUGUUGGUGAUGGAAACAGAAAUGUCCAAACUCCACAGCAUGAUAGCAGGCAAAGGCUUGGACUUGAAAUUCAAAACAUCACAGAUUCUGCAGAAACAUCCAUCCGGCAAUUGCUAAACAACGUAGAAACUCUUAGACUUAUCGCAUCCAGCCUGGAAAAAGCUACCGGAGAGUCCUCCCAUCACGGAGAAAAAGUAGACGAAUCAAAAGAGGAUCCAAAGAAGACGUAAUUGAUGGCCUAAUUUCUUGAAGUUGCAUCAUUAUACAAGGAAAAUUGCUGCUGCGUAAUGUUCAUCACUGUUGAGUGUCCAUCUUUUCAUGCCUUUUUCUGUUUUUGAUACGCAACUCUCAGUCAUUGAUGUCUGAGCGUUUCCCUCUCCGUGGGCUUGUAUCAGAGGUAAAAUCAAGCAGAGAAGUUCAAGUCUAGGUCUUGAAAUUGAAAUCUAAUUCUUUUUUCCCAGUUUCAUCAUUGAUAUUUGUUAAGAUUUUUUUUUUUUUUUACUAAGUCUUGUUAGCUUCCAGAAUGUUCUACAGGGUAAAUUAAAAAACAAGUUCAGUAAUACCUUGGUUAUUCACUCCCUUAUCCAAUGCCACAACAAGGCACAGCCUACCUGCCAAUAUUUGUCUCUUAAAGAGAAAUUUGGCAGCCACUACAAGGCUAGUAAGCAGAUGGUGAUAGACAAGAACCUCAGGAAAGUAAUCACGUUUUUGGUGCGUUAUCGUGCAUUUGUGGAUACACAUUUCAUGUAAAUUUCACACAUUUUCGUGUGGUUUUAUGUAUCAACAAUCACUUGGCGUUUUUGGCCAUCCAUCUUCGGCUUCCACCCCAAUUCAUCUGAUAAUCAAGGUAUUACUGCACAAUCGUAGAAAGGUUUCAAAGAUAUUUAAUCGCUUGAGCCUUUUCCCCACCCCUUCGGCUCUAAAUAUUUUUUGCGGGUUAAGCCAUUGUCAUUUUGAAUAUUCUUCACGGGUUGAGCCAUUGUCAUUUUGAAUAUUCCUCACAUUAAACCCACUCUCUAAGCCUCGGAAGCGCUAGAUUUCUGCAGGAUACACUAUUUUGUAAAAUGACGGGUGCUCAGCAAAAUUCAGUGUCUGAAAGGGUAUCAGAAAGUUUGAAGCACCAAAUUUUCAAAGCAAAAACUCUUCCAGAUCUUUAAAAAGCUGAAGAAGAAAAAUUGCAAAAAAGUAUGAGUUCUAAUCGAAGAAUUAUCUCCUAAUUUGUCUUUAAGUAGUAGGUAUUUUCAAAAUGAAAUGUUCUUCUGUACUCGACUUUAGUGAAAGGUGACUUUUUGUCCAUUUGUAUCACAAUUUUUAACAGCAAAAAGUUAAGUUGAAAUUUCGCCGGAAGAUGCCUGAGAUAACUCAGAGGAACCCAUAUUUUCCCGUUUUUUAAUGAUGUCUGGGAAGCCCUCCAAAAUAACAAGGGAGGCCUGUUGUUUUUGCUUGCGGAAUUCAAGCAAAGCUGCUGAGAGGUUGACCUUGAGCGACAAUAGACAAACAUUGUCACAACAUAAAUGUACCGCUCAAAAAGUGAAGGCUAUUUCAUCUUAAAUUUUAGGGAGGAAUAAGGAAGUAAGAGAUGAGUUUACAAAAACCAUUGGGGUUUUUUUUUAUCUUAUGACAUUUCCUCAGGAUUUUUAAGUGUAAGCUUAAUAAUGAUUUGUUUAAAAAGUAUCUGUUUUCCGAGAGCAAGUUCCAUAAAUCGUGACAAAAAAUGUUACAGAAUCUGUAAAGAUCUCGGAAGUGGGAGAAGUAAGCAAAUAAAAUUAGCCAUUGAAAAACAGUUUGAAGUUAUUCAUAGUAUUUAACCAUGCGAUUAUCCUGUGUGUGAGCGUUGAGCAAGGGCAGUAGGAAAGAAAGUAAGACCAUGCAUAAAUAAUAAAAUGUAUACACCUAACAGAGUGUCCCAGAGUGAAACUGUAGGAACACGUUCUAUGGGUAAAAAUGAAGUUUUUUCUAAAAAAAUGUUUCUGAAAGUACAUUCAGUUGUGGUCACGCCCCAUUUUUUAGGAAAGUCAUCCUGUAUCUGAAUUUUUCCGAUAGUUUUGGACCUAAACUUUAGGCUACCUCUCUAAUGUUGGGUGGAACUUGAAUGAAUCCUUAAGGGUACAAAAUCAAAGGGUAUAUUGGCCUUCAUUUCUUGAAAACUAAUUAUGAGCUCUGGAGGUGAAAAAUGCAAGUGAUUGUCUUUUAUAAUGAAUUUGUACCUAAUGAAAUUGUGCUCUGAAGAUAACACCUUCAUUUGCCUUGAAAUGGAGUUUUUUACCCUGUAAAAUCCAAGACUCCUUUAAAUUCCACUCUAACUUGAGAUUUUUGUCUAUUCAAGGCCAUGGAUGAAUUCUACGAUAGAUGGGGAGGGGGUGGGUAAACAUUUUGCAUGAGUUUUGAUCCAAAUAAUUGUCAAAAUUGAGAGAAAAUCAUGAAAUUCCUGUAAGUUUGGCGGGCCGCAUCCCCGACCAUAGGAACUUUUUGGAAUAAAUUGUCAAGAACAAGUCUUAUUUUGAAGCAGAAGGAUAUAACCACAAAGAAAAUUAUUUUUAAGAAAAUGCUCAUCUAUUGAAGCACUGUAGUGGACUGUGCGCUGCUAUUGCUAAUUUAAGUAUCCUUUGUAAUCAAAUCCUCUCUGCAUAUUAACAUCAAUAUACUUUGGAGCACCUCAACUCAGAGGGGAAAGCCGUCCAUAAAAUAAUAGACAUUGUCCAUUCUUCCGAUUACGGCUUUAAGAGGUUUCUUUGAGGGGUUGAGUGAAUGUUUUUUAGUUAUUUUCAUCCAAGUAUUUUAGGAUUUUGGAGUAGAUUUUUGGUUCUUCUGGGUUUAUUCUGUACAUAAGUCCUUCCUCUUUUAGUGUGAAUUGGUUUUCUUCCGCUACCUUGGCAUGUAAGUUAUCAAACAAGUUCUUGACGUUAUUGGGUUCCUCUCGGAGGAAUAUGGCCGGUGGCCUACUAUACGAUUUUUCUUCUUUAUUUGGUUGCUCAUCCAAUAUGCUAAAUCUAUUAGCUACAGUAAUUUUGCUACCUGUUUCGGGAUUGAAUCUAGGUUUCAGGACAGCUGAUUGAUGUUCUACCGUGAAAACCAACAUUAAAAACCCUGCAACUCAGCUGGCCAUCUUUGUAUUCAUUGAGACCAUGCACUGUUGCCAAAUAGGCAUGUUGGCAUUACUUCAUAACUUGGCACUCCUGGCCUGCUGUGCAUCAAACUGACAGCAUAUUCCAUAACCCACCAAUUAGAGCAGUGUCCCCUAAGCAGGGCCGGAUUUACAUUUUUAGCGCCCCAGGCUGAACUUAGGAUGGCACCCCUAACAAGUGCUCUUGUGGGGGGGGGUGGGGGUUCCCCCAGACACUCCUCCCCUCCAGAUCAGAAGGAGGAUGUUAGGUGUCAGGAAAAUGUUCAAAUUCACUUUCGAAAAAACACCAUUUUAAAUAGUUUUGAGGUACGUUUACGUUUGAAAGGUGGUUUUGGAAAAUAAGAAGUAACAGGAAACUCGUUAAAUUAAAAAAAAAAAAAAAAAUUAUUUUAUCGCACUAUUUCAAAGUGGUUUCUUUCUUGCUUUUUUGUUUGCAAAAUCAUCGAUUACGUCUUCUUUAUCAAUCUGGCUUGUGAUGCGCUGCUCAAUGGUAAAUGGACCAAGUCCCGUUAGUCUAGCCAUUCUCAUCAUUGACCGGAGGUAAUUCUUGAUGCGACGCAAGGUAGAGAAGGAGCGCUCUCCAGAACUGUUGGUUAUGGGUGUAGCCAGAAUCAUGCGGAGGGCUAUGUCGACGUUUGGGUAAAUUUCCAAAACAUCACUGUCAUAAAGAAAUUUAUAAAGUCCCCGUAGGCUUGUUGUUUUCUUUAUCAAUUUAUCGCCUUCCUUCUCCCACAAGGACGAGCCACACUGGAUCAGGAAGACUUUAAGGUGCGAUGAUUCGUCAACUAAUGUUGGUUCAAAAUCAUUAGGAUACAAGGCUACAAGCUCAGCAGCUUUGUUUGAAAUAAUAACGGAAUCCUGCUGUAGGUCGAUAUCCUCAAAAAAGCGGAAAGUGGAGUGGAGAUCAUUGUACUUAUCAGCCAGUUUACGUAACUCUAUGCUCAAAGUGUCCAAUAUCACGGUGAAUGUAUUAACUCUGAAAUCUUCACGACCAAUGAAAGACACUUCACCCUCUCAAGACUCGCCAAACGCAAGUUUUUGCUUUGGGUGUCUUAUUUUGUCGUACUUAUACGUGGUCACGCUUGAUUUUUCCUUCGCCAAAGUUUCUAAACGGUCGAAAUCUUCACGCAAAUUUGACUCGUAGUCGGAAAGAGCUUUGUACUGACAUUUGACCUCUCCGAGAUCUAUGGCUUGGCUUUGAAGUUUUUUGCUCACUUGAAUGUUUCUAAAAUACUUCCCCAUAUGGUGACCAUCAAAGCUGUUUCUAGGGAGUCCAAUUUAUCUCUUAGGCAAAGUGCCUCAUGCCUGGUAUCGCCUGGUUGAUGCUCAUCACUGGCAAUUUCGUCAAGAGACUUAAUUACUCCAGUCCAAUCUUUAACGAGAGAAACAUAAGCUCCAUUUAGUCAUGUAAAAAGAAUUUUAUCAAAGUCAGCUCAUCGCUGACUUAAAAUAUUGCAGAGUGGAGAACCGGAGCCGAGAUAACUUAUAAGUUGGCAGUUUAUGACGGAGACGGAAGGGAUCCAUCUCCGGUUGUGAGCUGCCGCGCCAGAUCAGCUGCGUCAGGCUAGGGUGCCUGGCCAGAGAAAUGCAGUGUGACGCGGCGGGCCGGAACUUGCCAUCGCCAGCAGAAGCGCACGAGUUUUAUCAGUCCAUUCUUUUCAUAGCGCUUGCGCCAUGUGCCCAUGUGCUUAUGACACGCGAAGGAAAUAGACUCGUAAACUACAACAUAGACGUUUUUUAAUAAAGUCUCAAAAAUUUUGCGCCGUAGGCUUUAGCCUAUUGGUAAAUCUGGCCCUGCCCCUAAGAAGAUCAUGAGUGAGGUGCACCCUGAGAAUCCGCAGGGGCUUUAGCUUCUGUUUGCAUAUUCAAUUUGUUCUAUGUCCAUUUUUUUUUAGUUUACAAUGCAUCUCAUCUCUAUAAUUAUUGUCCUUAUGUUACCUAUUUUUAAAUUGUUGCUCUGUAAACUUUAAUUUAUUUAUUUUUACUAAAAUUUCUUAUUUAUAAA
Molecule: messenger RNA, 6316 nt
Organism: Bemisia tabaci
Lineage: Eukaryota; Metazoa; Arthropoda; Insecta; Hemiptera; Aleyrodidae
Product: lethal (3) 04053
Biological process (GO): regulation of cytokinesis; positive regulation of protein localization to cilium; positive regulation of cilium assembly
Cellular component (GO): midbody; early endosome; recycling endosome
Source: RefSeq, a predicted model, not a curated record